Molecule: messenger RNA, 2005 nt
Organism: Acanthopagrus latus (yellowfin seabream)
Lineage: Eukaryota; Metazoa; Chordata; Actinopteri; Spariformes; Sparidae
Gene: sike1
Product: suppressor of IKBKE 1
Exons: 5
Coding region: 365-1048 (227 amino acids)
Source: RefSeq, a predicted model, not a curated record
UCUAAACUCUCCAGCAGAGGGCGGCAUCCACCCCGAAUGUGGUUUGCGAUGCUCGUGAAAUGUAUACAAAGAAGAAGAAAACACGGACGUGACGUUGCCGUUUAGUCUUUCACACGGAAACGGCAGUUGACAACAAAUAAGAGUAACCAUUUUUAUUCGUGAGAACUAUAGUUAUUCUCUCUACCGACAAGUAUUUCCACAAGUCUGGUAUAGUUUGCACACGUUGCUGCAAAGCCACCACAGCUGCCUCGGCUAACUGAGGCUAGAAAGCUAAGGUAGACAAAGACGGCGAGGUAUUUUCACCCAGCUGACUGUGUGGAGUAGCUUGUUGGCGAUACACACAGGAGUUGUCAGCUUCCAAUAAAUGGCCUGCACUUUAGAAAAAGUGUUGGGCGAUGCCCGGACCCUUCUCGAGAGGCUGAAAGAGCACGACACGGCCGCCGAGGGACUUAUAGAGCAGUCAGGGGCCCUCAGCCAGAGAGUGCAUAGCAUGAGAGAGGUGGGAAAUGCCCUUCCAGACAAGCAAAUAGAAGACACUUCAGAGAUUCAGGAGCUGACCAAAUACAAGCCCCAUGUCCUUCUGACUCAGGAAAACACUCAAAUCAAAGAACUACAGCGGGAGAAUAAAGAGCUUUGGUUGUCUCUUGAAGAACACCAGUACGCGCUAGAGUUGAUCAUGGGUCGAUACCGCAAGCAGAUGCUUCAGCUGAUGAUGGCGAAGAAGGAGCUGGACACCAAACCUGUGCUCAGCCUCCACGAGGACCACGCAAAAGAAGUGCAGAGCCAGGUGGAGCGGAUAUGCGAGAUGGGCCAGGUGAUGAGAAGGGCGAUGCAGGUGGACGAUCAGCACUACUGCUCUGUUCGAGAGAGGCUCGCUCAACUAGAGAUUGAGAACAAGGAGCUGCGAGACCUCCUUGUCAUCAGCAAGAGCUCUGUGAAAACAGCGAGAGAAGAAACCAGCCAGCCAGAAGCAGAAGUAGCAGCAACAGCAGCACAAGAACAGUCCCCUCAGUCAGGGUCCACAGUGAUCAGCGCAGCUUCAGAGUGAACUGUGGUUGGGGCAAAAAGUCCUCCAGGACCAGGGUUGGAAGAGAGGGGGUUGAUGAUCUCUUUGCCUGUGUGCACCACAUUAUUUUUUUAUAUAAGAUGGAAUGCAGUUAAACCCACAGCAUAUUUUUUUGUAGUGAAGGCCACCUAAACACAUCAUGGUAGGAAGCUUUCACCUGCGGGUAUAUUUGGAUGACAGCUAUUGUUUUCACAUGCACAACAUGUGCAUUACCACUUGGUUGUCACUGACAAGACAAGUGAAAGCUAAGACACAUCUAUAUUUGGAGUAAAGGCAGUAAAAGCAAAGGGGAUUUAUUUUGUUUUGGCCAAAGAUGCAUUUAUUCGUCAAGGACACAGUCUCUACCUCUUUGGUGUCCCUUUGCUGUUCACUCACACUCACAAUGUGUAAAAUACUUAUCACCAUCCCCUCUUUCAGAGUUCACUUGAAGGCCAUUAAGAAGCCAACUUGUAUUCACGGCUGUGCUUGAUAAUCACUGCCAACAAGAUGACUUUUGGCCGUUUCACACACUUUGCCUGCUGAGGAGUGACAUGGAUCGUUUGUAUGUGAUUGUCUGCCAUUUUAUGAAUUGAAUAUGUUUGUCAGUCAGUUUGUAGGAUUCAUAUAUACCAUAAUUUCCAUGUUUAGUGCUUUGAUUCUGUGUUAAACACCAGUUUUCUAGUUUUCAGAUUUGAAUGCACAAUAAUCAAGUGUCCCAGCAUCUUUAUGUAAAGGUAACGAUUUCAAAAUAUGCCAACUUUUUGUGUGAUGGAUAUCUAAUGUUUGCGCAUUGUAUGUGGUCAGAUAUUGUCUAUUGUCAUCUCAGGAAAUCAGUGUUAUAAGGUGAACAUGCUGUAAAGACUCGUGGCAGUGUACUGGUUUGUGUCAAACGAAAUUUUGUUCAGAAUCUUUAAAAUAAAUUUGCAAAAAAUGAUGGGAUUAAAAAAAGUCAAAUAUGAA